Xenia sp. Carnegie-2017 is the source of this 3250-nucleotide messenger RNA. RefSeq lists its product as uncharacterized. The coding region runs from base 255 to 2567 and encodes 770 amino acids. Lineage: Eukaryota; Metazoa; Cnidaria; Anthozoa; Malacalcyonacea; Xeniidae. The transcript has 15 exons. The record is from RefSeq and is a predicted model, not a curated record.
CCUAACUUACACCAGCACCAAGAGAACAACUUUACAAUACAAAUUGAAAAUACCGUAUUUUUUUAAGCAAGCUGUCGGUAAAUUACAGUUUUAGUUGCUUGGGCCAACGAUACCGAUUUCUUGGUACAGACAAUUCUGAUAACUUUUUCCUGGAAGGCUUUUGGCAUGGUAAUAGCCAAACUACAAACUAAGGAAGUCGACAAUGUGUUGAAGUGAUCUCAAUAAAAACUUUUUGAACAAAGAAGUAGUUUGUGAUGGAAGGUGCACUAUUUUUGAUUGCUUUUCUACUGCCUUUGGAAUUUUUCGCGACACAAACGCGAAGAACGUUGAAAGUCUUACAAAGUUUACAAAAUGGAACGUACGAAAAUGGAACAUUUGUAAAGAUGUCAUGCAAAAUACAAAAUGCAACAUCCUACCGCUGGCUAAAGGAUGGACAGUAUCUUUCACUGAAUGAAACUGCCUUCCGUAUAAAGAGCAGAGAGCUAGUCAUAAAAUCGAUUGGCGAGCAAACAAGUGGUGUUUACGAGUGUGUGGGAACAGACGAAAAAGGAAAUGCUGGUCGUACUACAGCAAGGAUAAAGCUCCUGGAUCCAGGGUGCAUUCGUAAAACAGACAUUUUUUCUGAGUGCGUUUAUUUUGACGAAAUAUUAUGUGAAAAUGUGAGAAGCUUUCCUCCGAAAGUUGAGAACGUAAGAGUGGAAAUUCAAGCUGACUACAACGUUUCAGCGGGAGAUGUACCUAAAAUAUGGUUUGCUGUUAUAUGGGAUAUUCCUAGAGUAGGUCGAGCGAGCCUAUGGGGUUGGCAAGUUAGUGUACUCAGCUUACCUCCUAAUAAAUAUUUCGAAUGCUAUCAACUCAAUGUGAGACCAAGGAACAUUUACUCAAAACAGGAUAUGACGAAGGUGUAUCACGUCCCUGUUCCAUACACAUCUACCACAUACAGUAUAGAAGUAAAAUCUGUUCCGUAUUUUAAAAAUGAAAAUGUUGUCAAGACAGAAGUUAAAUCACCAAGCGAAUGCGAUUUGAUAAUAAAUCCAAGGGACUGGAAAGCAUGUUGUAAGUCACAAAUUGACGGAGAUAUGAUGGUAACAGCAAACAAUAGUGUAGCUUUAAACUGGACUUUAAACUUUCCAAGCAAUUUAAAUAUUACCGGUUAUAAGUUUCUCAUUCGUUGGGAGAGUGAAAAUAGAGAAGUUUGUGAUGAUGGACACAUUAAACAGAACUCGACAAAAUCAAAUUACACAAUAUUAAGUUUAUCUAAUCGCUGCAAUUACACAAUAGUGAUAACCUUGCUCUUCACGGAAUCCAGUAAUAUCAAAUGCAUAUUCAAAAAGACGAAAAUAUUUCACUACAUAACUCCAAGACAUAUAGCUUUUACUUCGACUGCACCUUUGAUAAAAAAACCUACACCUAAAUGGGCGACGGCUGCUUUUGUAAUCGCUGCUAUUUUAGCAGGUGUUAUUGUCGCUGCUUUGAUAUAUAUUUGGAAGAAACGAAAAGAUAGCAAACGUGUAGAUGAUGCCCUUGGAAUGGAAAUUGGAAGAAUAUUUGAUUACAGGAUAACAUCGUCCAGUUUCAAGAAAGAUUUUCCACCACAUGGUGCAAGAUUGAAUACCAAUUCAGCUUGGUCAUCUGAUGUGGAUAAUAAACGGCAAUGGAUUCAAAUAGACCUUUGUAAGAAGAACGUUUUGUCGGGAAUUGCAACCCAAGGCUGUAAGGCAGCCGAUGAAUGGGUGACUGAGUAUUCAGUUUCAUACAGCAAUGAUGGUGAAUUGUACGAGACUUAUCAAAUUAAUGACAUUGAAGAGGUAUUUGUUGGCAACCGUGAUAGGAAUUCUGUUGUGAAAAAUGUUUUCUCACCUCCCAUAACGGCACGUUAUAUCCGCGUUCAACCAAAGUCUUGGCACAAUAAAAUUACGAUGAGAUUGGAGUUAUACGGACACAGCAAUAUACAUUCGACAGGUGAGGUUUGUGUUUUUAUUUUAAACCCAAAUCACUGUGAUUUGUGCACGGAUGUUGUACACACUUUAGCUGUGUUACUGACAGAGACUGGACGUAUUCAUUGUGAAGUUGACAUUUUUGCACCCAUGAACGAAAGAUCACAGGGAAUUCUAAAGUUCACUGAAGAAAAAAUAUCUAUUUGUGAUUAUGUCAUCAUUCCAUGGAUGUGUCGUAUCCAUGUCUCAGACGACAGCACAUUCGAAGACGUCAAUACGCUUAAUUUCUUGUCGGGACUAGAUAUUAUCCACGGAGAGCUAUUUCGUAAUAGAAAUAAGAAGAAUAAAUUUAUUCCUGUGUGCUUGGAUCACUGUUCUUUGGAUAUUCUUCCUCCAGAGCAAAUUAAUUUACCAAAAUAUAACAUACCGUCAAAGAUCGACGAUCUAGUCAUCGAACUUCUAGGUGAAACACGAAGACAGCCUGAUAAAGAAGGUCUGUUGGAAAUCGAAGGCAAAGAAUAUGCCGACGCCAAAACUAAGUUGAUCUUGGCUAUAGCAAGAAACAAAAAAAGUCACAGCAAACAGACGUUCAAUUCAACAGAAACCAAUAACGCUAUUUUUGUUGUAUGACAUAGAGGUUUGUUUGCGUACGAAUAACUGUACUAUAAUUUUCUACUACAUUGUUUUCGUCACAUUCGAAAAAACGGGUUAUACUUGAGUAACCAGUGGUAAAUUGAGAGAGCGGGACAAAGGGGUGACAAUAUUCAAAGUUUAUAAUUUCUGGGGACUCUGAAUUGUAAAAGUCGUGCAAUAACAAUGAUGGCCACAACUACAAGUAUUUAGUACGAGGAAGGAGUGAGUAGUCUAAAAAGCUAGUUUCCAUCGCACAUUUUUUCAAUUCUCCUUUCAAAAUAUUCUAUGCUGAAUAUUACAAAUAUUCCGACUAAUCUAUAUAAGCUAACUAAAACGAGAAUUGUUAGUACCUACCUAAUAAUUACAUUCAGAAAAUUUGACGUUUCAAGAGGAAAAGAACAUUGGAUUUUUGAAUCAGAGAAGCACAGAAGAAAGUUUGUGAUAGAUUUUCCGCACGAAAGAUAAACUAUGCUAUAAAUUAAAUAUUACAAUGUCAACUUAAUCUUCUUAGAACAAGGAGACUGAACUGAAAAGAUUUUAAAAUUAAAUCACUUUUAUAAUUCUCAUUUAGGUUUUUAGAUUUAACAACAGUUAUUGCCUUCUACAUUUAUUCAAAUUCAACUCUUUGUAUUUGUAUCAUUAAGCAUGGCAAAAAUAAUAAAUUGUGUUCACUGCAUAAA